CGUCAAACAAAUGGAGUGCAUAAGAGAAAUGAAGUGCAAUAAUUCUGGCUAAAAUAUAAUUGUGAUUUAGUAGGCGGUAGAUGGGUUGGUCAGUCUUAUUCAGAAACUGUAUAAAUGAAAGGACAGUAAAGAGAGCAGAACAAACUCCUAACAGGAGGAGACUCACUCAUGGCCUAUGAGACAGAGGAUCAUGAGACUCAAUACUGCUUUCCUGCCAUCAACUCAUCAUGUAUCAAGGGAACACGCUCCAGACAUGAAUACAAUAUCAUGUAUGUGUUUUUUUCAUUGCUGUCAGUAUGGACUGUGUUUCUGAACCUGCUGGUGAUCAUCUCCAUCUCUCACUUCAAGAAGCUUCACACUCCAACAAACCUGCUCAUUCUCUCUCUGGCUUUGGCUGACCUUCUUGUUGGACUUGUUGUCAUGCCAAUAGAGGCCACCAGGCUAAUUGAGAUGUGUUGGUACUUUGGAGACACCUUCUGUGGACUGUUUAUGAUAAUCAUUGGAGUGCUCGGCUCAACAUCUCUUAGUAAUUUAGUUUUAAUUGCUGUUGAUCGUUAUGUGGCUGUGUGUCACCCUUUACUGUACCCACAGAAAAUAACAAUGACUAAAACUGCAAUAAGCAUCUGUCUAUACUGGUUUUGCUCCUCAGCUUAUAACACUGCCUUUGCAAUUAAUAAUAGAUAUUUUGACACUUCACUCAGAACAGACAUGUGUUAUGGAGAGUGUUCUGUUAUGAUGGGUUUUGCCUGGAUAGUCACUGAUCUGUUCUUGUCUUUUAUUCUUCCUUGUACCCUGAUCAUAACUUUAUAUUUGAGGAUUUUUUAUGUAGUACAUCAGCAAGUAAAAGCUAUAAACUCUCUGAUGAAGGGUGGUAAAUGUGUAAUGGAAGUUUCAGUGAGGAGAAAAUCUGAGCGCAAAGCUGCUCUGACAUUAGGAAUCAUUGUGACAGUUUAUAUGCUGUGCUGGAUUCCAUACUAUAUAUGUUUUAUAUCAGUAACCUCUUCCACAGCCAUAUAUUCUUUGACAUGGGUCGUGUAUGUUAGCUCAGGUCUGAAUCCUCUGGUCUAUGCUUUAUUUUAUCCCUGGUUUAAAAAGACAGUUAAACACAUCUUAACUCUGAAAAUAUUUCAGCCAGCAUCCUCUCUGGUCAAUAUUUUUACAGAACAUCAAUUCUAAUAAAAUAGGUAAAACUGUCACUCUGACAGCAAUUUCACAUAAACUCCAUUAUUGUUAUUAAGCCAUAAUGAUAGAUAAACAGUUUAUCUUUGUAAUUUAUAUGUAUCUAUAUGCUGUAUAAUUCUCACACUGAUGCAAUGCAAGUUUUGUCCAAAUUUAACAAUUAAGCAAAGUUCUUUUUACACAGUAAAAAAACUGACAAUGUUCAGUUGUUUCAUUAGGUUAUUGAGUAAAUUGAGCAAGAAUCACAAAUCUUAAAUCUACUGAAAUAGAUGAUAAAGGUAGAUAUUAUGUACUUCAUGCUUCACUUUCAUCAUUCAUUUUGAAACAUAUUAUGGUGGUUCAUCACAAAGUGAAUGAUAAAAUUGGCUUAUAACACUCAGAAUGUUAAAACAUCUGAAGCAGAGUAACUUUAAAUUCACCCAGGUCGGAGCUACAUACAAAAGAAUUAACAGUGGGGCCUAACAAUGAAAAUGUGACUUAAUGUAACUUUUCAAGCAAGUUGAUGUAAUGUUUACAGUAUGUUGUUUCAUAAAAAGUGAUGUGAAUAAAUUAAUGCCAUUCUGGACCUACUAAACAUCACCUAAGGAGAAUGAUGUAAUCAA
Megalobrama amblycephala (Wuchang bream) is the source of this 1781-nucleotide messenger RNA. Its product is annotated as trace amine-associated receptor 13c-like. NCBI's taxonomy places the organism in Eukaryota, Metazoa, Chordata, Actinopteri, Cypriniformes, Xenocyprididae. The coding region runs from base 169 to 1176 and encodes 335 amino acids. Gene Ontology annotation, biological process: G protein-coupled receptor signaling pathway. Gene Ontology annotation, cellular component: membrane. Gene Ontology annotation, molecular function: trace-amine receptor activity. The transcript has a single exon. The record is from RefSeq and is a predicted model, not a curated record.